AUGAAGUUUACAAUUUUGCGGUUAAAGAGGAAGCGAAACGAAGAACCUCUUGAUGCACUUGUUGUUCAGCAACUAUUAACUAAUGAUAACAACCGUGGUGGCAAGAAAGCAAGACGGGCUGUUGACAAUAAACCUGAUAAUAUGAUCACCCAGCGGAGUGAUACGCCGCUCUCAUCUUCGGUAUUUAGAUAUGCAGAGACAGUUGAUGAGAAAAGCUUUGAGGAUGCGACGCAAACCACACAAUUGAGAGAGCGAAUAGCCAGGCUAGUAAACAGAAAAGAAGCUCCGCGUUCUCGUGAUUCCGAUACUAGGCGAAUCAAGCAAAUACGUGAACAACAAAUUGCCCAGUUCAAUGACGACACGCGUAGAGAAAGAUAUAGAGUUAUUAACAGGAAUCGGUUCGGGGGAAAGGAAGGAUUAUUUAAUCAGUACGUCCAAUCAAUGCAAGACAGGCCUAUUGAACGUGUGCCAGAAGCUAGCAUUGAAUAUGUGUAUGAUAUAUUUUACAAAGACGAUUCAAAUUUGCUGGCUGAGAAUAAUCGUUGGCAAAAUGUUGCGCCAGCAAUAUGGUCUGACGGUGAAAAUGAAGUGCUUCUAAAUGACGAUUCGAGUGAUUCUCAAUAUUUUACCGAGGACGAAGAUUCGAACGCUGAGGACCAUUAUACUCAUGAUUAUCCGGACGAAGAUGAAGUGUAUUCAGACCAAGCAGAUUCGGACUAUCACGAGGCAGAUUCCUAUGAUAGUCAUGAUGUCGACAGUGACAAUGACUACGAGGAAGAGGAAUAUACGGGGUAG
Molecule: messenger RNA, 795 nt
Organism: Paraglomus occultum
Lineage: Eukaryota; Fungi; Glomeromycota; Glomeromycetes; Paraglomerales; Paraglomeraceae
Source: the annotation of a GenBank genome assembly